Homarus americanus (American lobster) is the source of this 3382-nucleotide messenger RNA. It is a transcript of the gene Usp30, whose product is annotated as ubiquitin carboxyl-terminal hydrolase 30-like. The record is from RefSeq and is a predicted model, not a curated record. Lineage: Eukaryota; Metazoa; Arthropoda; Malacostraca; Decapoda; Nephropidae. Gene Ontology annotation, molecular function: cysteine-type deubiquitinase activity; cysteine-type endopeptidase activity. The transcript has 8 exons. Gene Ontology annotation, cellular component: nucleus; cytosol. Gene Ontology annotation, biological process: protein deubiquitination. Bases 170 to 2053 code for a protein of 627 amino acids.
AAUAGCAGCCGUAGACCGAGGCUGAUGAGAGAGACAUUACCUUGGUGACAAUUACUACCCACAAGAAACUCCAAUGGAUAUAUAAAAAUGGAGUUUACACGACGGAUAUUACAGACAUGAAGAAUUACGUCCGAUACUAGAGGAGUUAAAUAAGGGAGGUAGAGACAAGAUGGUUCAGGUGGGGUUCAUCACACUAUCCCUGGGCACCUCUGCAGCUCUGUUUGGGGCGGUUAUUAUUGGGGUAUAUGUGGUAUUUGGUGGACCUACUGACAUACACAAGAGAAGGAGAAAGAAAGAUUAUAUACCUGGUUUGGCGAAUAUUGGGAAUUCGUGCUUUCUGAAUGCCUUGGUGCAGUCACUGGCAUCUUGUCCUCUGUUCAUCACAUGGCUCAGCUCUAAGUUUUCGGACUCGGCGCCACCACUAGUGUCUGCCCUCCACAACUUACUUAAAGUACUUAAUAAUGAAAGUGACCUUCAUGGUGAUGCCUGUGCUGGGGAAGUGCUGAGUGCCCUGAGAGGACAUGGCUGGGUCAUCUCAUCAGAAGAACAAGACACCCAUGAACUUUUCCAUGUACUCACUGCCACUAUUGAUGAUGAGCUUGUGAGUGCUUCCAUUGUACCCUCACUUCUGGAUGUCUCGUGGGUGGAUAUCAACUGUAUGGAUUCACUACAAGAUGGGGUGAUUGUAAAAGCUAAUUCCUGGGGACAGAGUGAUGAAGAUAGUGGCAGGAGACAUGAAUAUGUAAAAGAAAAGAAAAUACAAAAAAGAAAUACGAGUGCAAAUAUAGAUAUUAGAAGUAACAAUGUUUUAUCAAAUGUACUAAAUGGAAUAUUGACUGAAGAUAAACAUGAACAACCAUUUGGGGUUUUUGCUAAUGGAACUGAGACUCAGUCAGAUUACAAUGAUGGUAGAAUUGUCAAUGGUUCAUCUUUUGAUGUUGCAAACAAACAGAGCUGUGAUAAUAAAGGUUGUGAGGGUAGUGAUAAGGUAAAGGAGUCAAGUCAUAGUACAAGUGAGAAUCACAUAGCCAGUAACAGUGCUGACACAUUUAACAUGGAUAGUCCUUGUGAUACCACCCCGGAAUGUAAUCAUAUUGAUAUCAAAGUUUAUAAAGGAAAUAAAACUGAUGGACAAGUGGCUGAAAGUGUAAACGAAGAUAAUGAAAAUUACAAAGGCUUUGCAUGGAGAAACAAGGCUGACAGAGAGUUGUGUGUGGACUCUCUUGUAACACAAGCUCGGGACAGUGAAAACACCUACUGGAAAAUUCAUGGUGAUCAUCAUGACAGUCCUUUCAGGGGAUAUUUGGCCAGCCAGUUGCAGUGUACCUUGUGCGGACAAAAGAACCCUGCUCAGUGGACAAGCUUUGAGUCAUUGUCUUUGUCUCUUCCAUCACUGCCAUGGGGAGAGGUCACACUGCAGGAACUCCUGGACUCGUACAUUACACAAGAAAAAGUAACUGAUGUGACCUGUGACAACUGUACAAAGAUAUCUGGAUCCAAUAUUAAGACCACAUUUAUCAAGCAACUGACCAUUGGGAAACUUCCAGAUUGUCUGUGUUUUCACAUCAAGCGCACUGUGUGGCUGGAGAAUGGGUCAGCAAUCAAGCGCCGAGACCACUUGAUCUUCCCAGAGUUCCUUAUAAUGGACCCCUUCACCUACACCACUUCCAUUACCACCCAGGGACAACAAAAUCGCAGAGUUGUGGAACAAGAUGGUAACAGUGUACCCAACAGUACUUACUCAUCGGGAAACAGUUGCCAGUACCCGAUCUCCUCCAUCAUAAGUGAGAAUGCUACAUCCUCCCACGUUGAAGCCAGCCCCUUCGUCCAUGUGAGGCGGGUUCGCUACGAGCAGCUGUACCGCCUGAAAGCUGUUAUUGUUCAUGUGGGAGAUGUCUUUUGUGGACACUUUGUAACUUAUCGUCGUGGACCAAUUGGUUCACGUACAAGGAACAGAUGGUUUUACACCUCUGAUUUGUUAGCGAGAGAGGCCAGCCUGGAUGAGGUACGGAAAGCCAACGCUUACAUGAUCCUGUAUGAAAAGGUGACUUAAUGUUGUUAAUCUUAACUUAUAUCAAAUACUCCAGUCUGUUAGCUGUACAUACUGAACAAUUUGUGGGUUGGCUAAGAAGGCUUGUUUUACUGUAUGACAUACCAGUAUGAUUAUUUUAAUCCACCACCUUUCACUCUCUGGUCUUGUUGUUACAGCUUGUACUUUGGUCAUAAAAUUUGUUUCAACUAUCCCGAGAGAAGGUUUACUAGAUAUGUAAUUGUACAAAAUCAGUUUGUAUACUUAUUGUUUAUAAUGAAUAAACUACAGUAUCUCCACUAGUCGCUUCAAUACUAGACACUACUUUUGAUAUAUUAUUUGGCUAACGCCUUGAUAUUUUAUUCAACAGAGAGAGAUCCCUUGUACCUGAGGGGUUCAUACAUUUUCUGAAUGCUAAUCUGAAAGAAAAACAUGUACUGUAUAUAUAUAUAUAUAUACAUAUAUAUGUAUGUGAUAUUUUACUGAGAAGUUUAAUGAUAUUUAGUUUUUAAUUUAUUUUCUCCAACUCCCUCUCUGUAUUGUGGACAUGCCUUCCCACAUCCUUCACUGGGUAGUAUUUACAGAAUCUCAUCAAAUAGCUCUGUUUACCAGCCACUUCAUGCAUACUCAUGUCAAAAAGUCAAAAGCAAUGCUCAAGACAUGCAAAUUUCUUGUAACUUUUAUGUCUCAAUAUGCAGUUUAAUAUAAAGCAACACAAAUAGAAAGAAAUUUUGUGUAUGGUAGAAGAAAAUGGAACAAAUUUUUUUUAUGAAUUUAAGGAAUUUCUGUGCUUCAAUAUCUACUCUUAAUGACUCGUAUGGUGUUUUAACAUUUGUCAACAAAACAGUUAGCAGUUGAUGCCACCCAAACAUACUUUACCUUAUCCUACCAAAAUCUAGGGUACAGUAAAUAGUAUGGUAUCUCGGUAAGGUUUAGUUUUCGUUAGGUUGUAUGUAAAGUAGUUUGAAGUGGAAUGCAAACUAUUUAGCUUUGCAAUCCUCAUCUGGUUACAUUAAAACUCUGCCUCAUUUAGACUUAACACAUGAUCCAUAUGAGUUCAUGAUUAUUUUCCCCUCUGUUUCAGUGUCUUUCCUCACUUAUUUUAUGUUUACUUGUGCUUUUCUUUGUCUAAAUUUGAAGAUUAAAUGUUGAUUUGGGAAUCUAAAGACAUUGUUUAUUUGGAAUUUCAAUCAUCACUUGCCAAAGAAUUACAACCGGGACUUGGCCAUUAGGUGGAGUGAAGCUUACCGGCACUAGACAUACAGUCAACCCUCACUUUACGCAGUUAAUUCAACCCACAGGGUACUGCGGAAAGUGAACAACAUAACAUAUGGGAUUAAUUGAAAUAGAGAC